Molecule: messenger RNA, 1631 nt
Organism: Podarcis raffonei (Aeolian wall lizard)
Lineage: Eukaryota; Metazoa; Chordata; Lepidosauria; Squamata; Lacertidae
Product: zinc finger protein 665-like
Exons: 2
Coding region: 179-1600 (473 amino acids)
Source: RefSeq, a predicted model, not a curated record
AUUUAAAUGUAUGGAGUGUGGAAAGAGCUUCAGUCGAAGUGAUGAAAUUGGAAUACAUCAACAGACUCACACAAGGCAGAAAUUAUUUAAAUGCAGGGAGUGUGGGAAGAACUUCAGUCAGAGGGUACACUUAACUUUACAUCAAAGGACACAUACAGGGGAGUAACCUUUUAAAUGUAUGGAGUGUGGAAAGAACUUCAGUCAGAAUGGAAACCUUAGAAAACAUGAACAGAUGCACACAGGGGAACAACCUUUUAAAUGCAUGGAGUGUGGAAAGAGCUUCAGUCAGAAUGGAAACCUUAAAAUACACCAACAGACUCACACGGGUGAAAAACCAUAUGAAUGUAUGGAGUGUGGGAAGAGCUUCCAUUUCAAUGCAAACCUUAGAACACAUCAACGGACUCACACAGGGGAGAAACCAUUUAAAUGCAUGGAGUGUGGAAAGAGAUUCAGUCAGAAUGGACACCUUAGAAAACAUCAACGGACUCACACAGGAGAGAAACCAUUCAAAUGCAUGGAGUGUGGAAAGAGCUUCAGUCAGAUUGGAAACCUUAAAUUACACCAACGGACUCACACGGGGGAGAAACCAUUUAAAUGCAUGGAAUGUGGAAAGAGCUUCAGUUUCAAUGCAACCCUUAGAAGACAUCAACUGGCUGACACACCGGGAAAACCAUUUAAAUGCAUUGAGUGCGGAAAGAGCUUCAGUCAGAAUAGAAACCUUAAAACACACCUACAGAUUCACACAGGGGAGAAACCAUAUAAAUGUUUGGAGUGUGGAAAGAGCUUCAGUUUCAAUGGAAAACUUAGAAGACAUCAACAGACUCACACGGGGGAGAAACCAUUUAAAUGCCUGGAGUGCGGAAAGAGCUUUAGUGAUAAGGGAAGACUUAGAAGACAUCAACGGACUCACACAGGAGAGAAACCAUUUAAAUGUUUGGAGUGCGGAAAGAGAUUUAGUGAAAAUGGAACACUUAGAACACAUCAACGGACUCACACAGCGGAGAAACCAUUUAAAUGCCUGGAGUGCGGAAAGAGCUUCAGUCAGAAUGGAAACCUUAAAACACAUCUACAGAUUCACACAGGGGAGAAACCAUAUAAAUGUUUGGAGUGUGGAAAGAGCUUCAGUUUCAAUGGAAACCUUAAAACACAUCAACGUACACAUACAGGGGAGAAACCAUUUAAAUGUAUGGAGUGCGGAAAGAGCUUUAGUGAUAGUGGAAAACUUAGAAGACAUCAACGGACUCACACAGGAGAGAAACCAUUUAAAUGUAUGCAGUGUGGAAAGAGCUUCAGUUUCAAUGCAGCCCUUCAAAGCCAUCAACGGACUCACACAGGGGAGAAACCAUUUAAAUGUAUGGAGUGUGGAAAGAGCUUCAGUCAGAGUGGACAGCUCAAUAUACAUCAACCGAUUCAUACAGGGGAGAAACCAUUUAAAUGUUUGGAGUGCGGAAAGAGCUUUAAUGAUAAUGGAACACUUAGAAGACAUCAACAGACUCACACAGGGGAGAAACCAUAUAAAUGCAUGGAGUGCGGAAAGAGCUUCAGUCAGAAUGGAAAUCUUAGAAAACAUCAGCAGACACACAGGGCAGAAACCAUUUAAAUGUAUGGACUGUGGAAGCAGCUUCAGUCAG